CUAUUUAUUGAAAACACUCUAGCUCGAAUUUGUUCUAACAAUCCAAAAGCGAAGACCCUUUUAAGCUUUCCCUUACAAACUCUUUCCAAACUUUCGAUUCUCCAUCGUCUUGAAUCUUGCUGAGCAGCUCAAGUGUAGUGUGAGUGACAGACCUCAAUUGCUUGGUGGAGAAGCUAAUGAAGCAAUCUAAGGAUCCAUUUGAGGCUGCACUGGAGGAGCAGGAGGAAUCACCACCCGAUUCCCCCAUUGGCCCGGAUGAGUUAGAUGGUCAAACUCAGAGUGCCCCUGCUCCUGGUGGAUUAGAUGAUGACUUUGAAAGUUUAUCUGCACCCAUGCCGGUGUCAGGCGGGACCAAUAUAAAUGCUGCUGUCACCAAGAACAAAGAUGAUGAUGAGGAAGAAGAGGAGGAGAAUGUGGAUGUUGAACUUGCUAAGUUCCCAUCUAGUGCUGACCCUUCUAAAAUGGCCAAGAUGCAGGCUAUUCUAUCUCAAUUCACAGAGGGCCAGAUGGAUAGGUAUGAAUCCUUUCGAAGAUCUGCACUUCAGAAGGCUAACAUGAGAAGGUUGUUAGUGAGCAUCACUGGAAGCCAGAAAAUUUCGUUACCGAUGACAAUUGUAGUGUGUGGCAUAGCAAAAAUGUUUGUCGGUGAACUAGUUGAAACAGCUAGAAUGGUCAUGGCAGAGCGGAAGGAAUCCGGACCGAUCAGGCCGUGCCACAUCAGAGAAGCUUAUAGAAGAUUAAAGCUUGAAGGCAAAGUACCAAGGAGAUCAAUUCAAAGGCUGUUUCGGUAGAUGGCCAGAAUUGCAAAAUUUAUGCUGUUGACAACUCAGGUUCUUACCAGAUCUUGAUGUUGUCAUAUCUUGAGUAGUAUAACUUGGAAGCCAACAGCCAGUUGUUGGAUUUUGAGGACUUAAAUGAAGAGUCUCUUCGAAUGUGGGAGUGAAUC
Molecule: messenger RNA, 946 nt
Organism: Mangifera indica (mango)
Lineage: Eukaryota; Viridiplantae; Streptophyta; Magnoliopsida; Sapindales; Anacardiaceae
Product: transcription initiation factor TFIID subunit 11
Exons: 6
Coding region: 177-791 (204 amino acids)
Biological process (GO): RNA polymerase II preinitiation complex assembly; transcription initiation at RNA polymerase II promoter
Cellular component (GO): nucleus; transcription factor TFIID complex
Molecular function (GO): transcription coactivator activity; protein heterodimerization activity
Source: RefSeq, a predicted model, not a curated record